CAGGCUGAUCAUUGAAGCAGAAGUUCGUAAAUAUUAACUCUUCAGCAAAUAUUCAACAUUCAACAGUGAUCAUUGUGCUGCGAUGUGAUUAGUCAACAAUUCGCCAGAAAAAAUCCCCAAGAUGAGACGAGACGAGGAUCUCCCAUCUUACUGUCCUAGUUCCUCAGAGACAGACACUCUGGUGCCUCCCAAGCCUUCCCAUCGCCAUCAGUCUCUCAUCUAUACAGCACUCAUUUCCCUGCUGAUUGUGCUCACCAUAUUUGCAUCAGUGGAAUCUCUCAACCCUUGCAACAACCCCUUAGAUCCGGAUGUUCGAGACCACAUUCGCAAGGAAUGGGACAUAGAACUUCACUACCACCAUGAAAUGGAGGAGAAGUGGAAGCGUGAAGAAGAAGAACGCUUUAGAUUGAAUAUGUUUUGGACCAACUUGAAGUCCCAGACGUGCACGGCAUAUGGCACUCGAGAGUAUACUGCCCGAUUGGUGAACGUUCCAUCUCACUACAAUCGCCGCGUGGACGCUUGCAUGGCCACACCGAUAGAGAUCCACGGGGUUAAUUACACAACCAAGUGGUGUGAGGAUCAUGGUCCAAACAAUGUAAUAGGUCAUUGGGAAGUCGACCUGCAGCAACCAGAUUGCACAUCGUACUGGUAUUGGUACAAAGAUCUUGGCUGCGUUUCUCCUGGAUCCGGUCAGCAACUUGUCCAACACCGCCUUCAGAACCUCCCAUCAGGAAGUGAUUGGAGGGAGUUCUGUGCUACCACUCCUGCAAGCUUCCAUGGUAUUCAUUUCCUGGGGGCACAAUUCUGCUUUAAAAGGGUCUUUCAAGGCGUAUACGGCCAGUGGGUCCUUGAUGACGUGAGGUGCAACUAG
Suillus paluster is the source of this 871-nucleotide messenger RNA. RefSeq lists its product as uncharacterized. Bases 122 to 871 code for a protein of 249 amino acids. The transcript has 7 exons. NCBI's taxonomy places the organism in Eukaryota, Fungi, Basidiomycota, Agaricomycetes, Boletales, Suillaceae. The record is from RefSeq and is a predicted model, not a curated record.